Molecule: messenger RNA, 1809 nt
Organism: Hydra vulgaris (swiftwater hydra)
Lineage: Eukaryota; Metazoa; Cnidaria; Hydrozoa; Anthoathecata; Hydridae
Source: RefSeq, a predicted model, not a curated record
AUGUUGAAGGUUGAUAACAUAAAAAAGUUAUGUGAUGCAAUUCCCCUAGUACUUUUUAUUAAUAUAAAACAUCAAGAACAUCCAAUUCACGUAGAGGCGAUUAAUAUACAACAAUUCAAUAUUUUGUUUAACAACUAUUCUAAGUGUCACAAUAAAAUGAACUCAUGUUAUUUAUUCAGCGAGGAAAAUAUCAAGAGUUUUGAGAACCACAUGGGAGUAAUUUUGAGCUCAUGGGGAAUAGGUCUUGGGUUAUACGAGGAGCAAGGUGGUGAAAGUAUUCAUGCAGAAUUUAAUAAUAUUGGAAGAAUAUACUCAAGCAUGUCUGGCACGAGAAAAUUAGAAAGAAUUACUAUAGUUGAAAAAGCUGAAAGGAAAAAAUAUGAUGAUUUGUUUCAAGAAAAUGCUCUAGCAUACAUUCUAGAUGGUGAAAGUGAUUUUGAGGAUCUGAGUGUGUCAGACUCUGAUUUUGAACCUGAUCUUUCGACUGCAGUUGUAAGCAGUACUAAAAUUGUGCAUGAUAACAACAAUGCCAAUAUACCUUUACACAUUUCGGAGUCUCUUACCCAAGAAAGCAGUACAGACGAUGAUAUGCUUUGUUUCAACUCCUCACCUCCACCCAAAAAAAUUAAAAAUAAUAAAAAUAAAAAGAGUUUAAGAGUUUUGCCACUUUGGAAAAAAGUUCCACUUGAUAAUGACUUAAUUGGUGAUAUUACUUUUCAAGAAGUACCUAUUGAACCUAUUCCAGAUGAAACUACCACUCUAUACGAAUAUUUUAAAAUGUUUGUUGAUGACAAUCUUAUCGACAUUCUUGCUGAACAAUCUAGUUUAUAUAGUUGCCAGUCAUCAGGUACAAGCAUUUGUGUCACAUCCAAUGAAAUAGAAUCGUUUAUUGGUGUUUAUUUUUGUAUGGGUCUUGUGAAACUACCAUCAGUGAGAUCUUAUUGGGAAAACUUUAUGAAUUAUGAUGGAGUAAGCUCAGUAUUAUCAAGGAAUAGAUUUCUUUCUAUUCUUCGCUAUUUACACUUUGUUGACAAUUUAAAAGUAACAGAUGAAGUAAAGAAAAAUGAUCGGGCCUGGAAAUUAAGACCUUGGUUGGAAAAACUUAGAGAAAAUUUUUUAAAAGUUUCUCCUGAAGAAAAUCAAUCAGUUGAUGAGAUAAUGGUUGCCUUCAAAGGAAGGUCAUUUUUGAAGCAAUAUGUCCCAAAUAAACCCAAUAAGUGGGGGUUUAAACUUUGGGGUAGAUGUGGUGUCAGCGGGUAUUUGUAUGACUUUGAUUUAUAUCAAGGAAAAGAAAUAAAAAAGAAAGAUGAAUAUUCUCCUCAUGAUGAACUGAAAAAGCGUCGAAUAUGGUAUGUUGGAACAGCACGCCUUAAACGCCUUAACAAAUGCUCAUUGCCUUCAGAAAAAGAAUUGAAAAAGCAAGGACGUGGAUCAUUUGACUAUCGUACUGACACCAUUUCUAAUAACAUAGCUGUUAGUUGGAUAGAUAACAAGGCAGUAACUUUAAUUUCAUCUUUUGCGAGUAUUGAACCAAUCAAUACAGUGAGGCGUUAUGACAGAAAAACCCGCAAAUAUAUUAUGUUUCAAGCUGCAGUAGCUUCUAGCCUGAUAGCUGUUGUAAAAAGUAAAGCUGGAAGACCAUCACUUGAUGCAACACCUCUACCAACCAAAAGACCUGCUGCUGUUCAGAGUAAUCCUACAAAGGAUAUCCGUAAUCAAUACAACUUCUUGAUUGAAUUGAUGAAGGGAAGCACAUCAGGUUUUCCUAUGCUGACAAUGGACAUUGCGGCAGCCGAAGCAGCAUUUUAA